AUGCAACUGCAAGACUCGAGCGCGGCGCUCGACGCCUCUGUCACGUCGCAGGGCUACAACUACGACCCUGCAACGUACCACCAGUACGCCCAAGAGCGCUCGAUGCACGACCAAGGCGGCCACAAAGUCAACAGCUCCACUGCCAGUUCCUCGUCCAAAGCCACGACGUCGUCGUCGGCCUCGCAGCCGAAAGAGCGUCUCAACGCUGACAAACUGCGGCCGAAACUCGAAGCCACGACGUCGCCCACGAGCGCAGCCAAGGUCCAGAACUCCCUCUCCGCUCCUGCUGCUUCCCGGGCGCUGUCCACGCCCACGGUCCGCAAUGAGGCACUCAAGUCGAACCGGCUCUGCACCAUGCCAGGCUGCACGAAGCGCGUGCGGUCCAAGGGACUGUGCAAAGCCCACGGCGGGGGGCGACGCUGUAUGGUGGACGGCUGUGAACGCAGCAGUCAGGGCCAGGGGCUCUGUAUCCGCCACGGAGGCGGUAAACGCUGCACGCAGUCGGGCUGUACCAAAGCGUCACAGUCCAACGGGCUCUGCAAAGCACAUGGAGGAGGUCUACGCUGUCAAAGCGCCGGCUGCACCAAGAGUAGCCAAGGCGGCGGCUUCUGUCGCGCCCAUGGAGGCGGUCAACGCUGUGAGAAGGAAGGCUGCAACAAGGGGGCGCAGCGUGGCGGCUUUUGUGCUGGCCACGGCGGCAGUCGCUUCUGCCAGCAUCCGGACUGUACCAAGAACGACCGCGGAGGCGGUUUUUGUGCCGAACACGGCGGUGGCAAACGCUGUGAUCACGCUGGCUGCAACAAGCCUGCGCGCAAGAAAGGCAAGUGCUCGUACCAUGCCAAUGCGACCAAGAGCAAGCUGUCCAAGGACCAGCUGGCCACGGCCGGAGUCGGUAGUGGCGUGUCGUUGCCGCAGCAUAUGAUGGACAUGCGACAGAUCACGACACCGACGUUUGCCAUGGGCGUGAAGGAUCUACGCGACCCGCAUGUGGCAGCAAGUCAAGUGGACGCCCAACGCGCGGCGUACGUGCAACAGCAGCGGCUGGAGAUGGACAUGCGGUACAAGAGCUACGAAGGUGCAAAUGCCGGUCAGUAUCUGCAGAUCCAUGCGGACCAGCGGUCGUACGAGCCUAUCAGUCUCCAGGCUGGUGGUGCGGCUCGUCAUUACAUGGCUGCAGACAAUGGUGCUCUACCUCCAGUGUCUUCCGGCAGCAUGUACAAGCCUCCGGGGGCGAUGGAGCGUCAGACGUAUGGGCCGCGUGGCACACAGGAGCAAAUGAAGAAUCCAUACUCGCAGCACUGGGCCACGAAACCGGAACUGUCGCAGCACCACCCUGAUGCACGGGUGGAUUACUUUGAUGUCAAGGAGCAGCAGCAGCCGCCGCAGCAAGCGGGACACCACCACCCGUACUCGACCCAGUCAUCACAGUACCACCACCACCUCAGUGCAGCAGACUCAGCUGCUGCUGCCGCAGCUUAUGGUCAGCAGCAGCAACAACAACAACAACAACAACAGCCACCGCGUGCGUUCUACAGCCAACAGCAGCCACCAUCAGCCGCGCCCAGUGACCAGCCCGCAUCACAGCAGCAGAACAUGAUGUACUACUCGGCAAACGGAUACCCGCAGCACCAGAUGCAUAGCAUGCAGACGCAGCAACAGAUGCAGAUGUUAUAA
Peronospora matthiolae is the source of this 1674-nucleotide messenger RNA. The record is from the annotation of a GenBank genome assembly. NCBI's taxonomy places the organism in Eukaryota, Oomycota, Peronosporomycetes, Peronosporales, Peronosporaceae.